Molecule: messenger RNA, 512 nt
Organism: Cydia amplana
Lineage: Eukaryota; Metazoa; Arthropoda; Insecta; Lepidoptera; Tortricidae
Exons: 4
Coding region: 79-489 (136 amino acids)
Source: RefSeq, a predicted model, not a curated record
CCCAUCUCCUUAGCGCUCCGGAAAACUGACGGAAAGUCCCAUUUUGAUGGCACAGUGGCGCCAUCUUGCUUAUUUACAAUGCAUGUUGUGACUGCCGUGCUUUCUGAUGAGGCGAUAGUGAGAUCUCGCGACACUAACUUGGUCCUUAAAUGGCGUUUCGAGCACAAAACCACCAUGACGCCUUUGAACAAAGGCCGCGUCACCUACUUCGACUUUUCCACGCAGUACGAGUUUCAGAUGACUAAGGAAAUGGAAGAAUACUUGAAAAAUGAAGACAUGCUGAUACUGAUUUGCGAGAUGGACAGCACUAAGGACCCGUUUGCCACAUGCGCGUUGCCGCUGCGACAAGUGCUACAGAACGUCAACAGGAGAGUUGACAUGUCUUUACCGUUGAGAGCCGGUCCACAUCUGAAGGAGAAGCCAACCGGUUUACAAACUAACGAAGACAUCGGCGUGCUGGACGUGUGGUGCAUGCUGCUGUGCAAAUAGAGACCACUAAGAGCUGCCAGUAA